Clunio marinus is the source of this 978-nucleotide messenger RNA. Lineage: Eukaryota; Metazoa; Arthropoda; Insecta; Diptera; Chironomidae. The record is from the annotation of a GenBank genome assembly.
AUGAAUUCAAAUAUAAAAAAAGUAUUUGCUGCUGCUCAAAAUGAUGACUCCACUUGUCUCAUCUGUAAUGAGAAGCACAAGAUUUACAGCUGUUCAAAAUUACUUGCAGCUGAUCCUCAACAAAGAUAUCAUAUGAUAAAAGCUGCUGGUUGUUGCGUAAAUUGUUUCGGCUUCAAACAUCAGCGAAAAAAUUGUCCAAGUUCUUCACGAUGUAGAAAAUGUCAAAAGGAUCAUCACACUUUAUUACAUAUGGAACGUGCUCCUGUAUUGACAUCAUCGCAUUCAUCAAGUCAUGAAAAUAUUUCAUCGACAAACAACUCACAUUCAACUCCUCAAGCAAGUUCUUCAUCAAGUUCCGCUAACGAUCGCUAUACUGCCCCAACGCCACCCACAGUGAAAAUAAAAGAAACUAAACAAACAAUGACAGCAGUGACUGCUCACUCCAAUGUAAGAAAAACAGUUUUGCUCUCAACCGUAACUUUUCUGGUUCGUGCAGCAGACUCUUCUUGGCAUCUCACCCGAGCUCUUUUUGAUUCAGGCUCAGAUACAAAUUUCAUUUCGUUUAGAUUGGCUUCAUUAUUGAAAUUGAAUUUUAUUGAUGUUACUUAUUCAGUUUCUGGAAUUGAAGAUCAAACUGUUUCCAUUAAACAUAAAGUUGAAACAGUAAUCAAGUCAAAUGAUUUAAAGUUUCUCAAGCCCGUAGACUGUUACAUUCUUUCAAAGAUAACAGAUGUUCUUCCAUCAUCACGAGUGGCCGUUGAUAAGCAAACCAUUCCAAAUGAUAAAGUUCUAGCUGAUCCCAAUUUUGAUCUACCUUUACCAAUCGAUAUGUUAGUUGGUGCUGACGUUUUCUACGAAGCUUUACUCAAUGAAACAAUCAGAUUACCUCAAGGAUUAAUUAUGACCAGUACUGCAUUUGGUUGGAUACUUGGUGGUUUAAUCACAACACAACUCGAAGAAAAAAUUUUCUCAAGGUAG